CUCACUUGGUUUCCGCCGUGGCGCCGCGCGCGGAUCGACCCCCCCAUCACCCCGGCCGGCCUCAGGGAGAGACGAACGAUGCACUGUCCGAACGCGUGAACUGCUCCACGGUCGCACGGUGAAAACCCGCAGAGAUAUCUGUACCCCACCUCCCCCCCUUCCGCCUCCCUCCCACCCUCUUCCCACCCAAAAAAAAAAAGCAUAAUUGCGCAGCGAAGAUAUAGCGCACGGCGCGUCAGGGACGGAUCAUGCACUGUCAAGCCGAGCUGAGGCUCUCCUCCCCCGGGCAGCUCAAGGCGGCCAGGCGGCGCUACAAGACGUUCAUGAUCGACGAGAUCCUCUCCAAGGAGACGUGUGAUUACUUUGAGAAACUCUCUCUGUAUUCGGUGUGCCCGUCGCUCGUCGUGCGGCCGAAGCCCCUCCAUUCAUGCUCGGGCCCCUCGUCGCUCCGCGCCUACCCCCUCCUCUCGGUCAUCACGCGGCAGCCCCCCAACCUGCCCCUCCACCUCCCCGGGCCGCCGUCCCCGGUCGGAGCGCCGCCGCACCCGCUCUCCCUGCAGCACCCGCGGGGCUCCGAGGCCUCGCCGAGCCGGACGCCCCUCAGCGUCAGCAGCGAGUCGGAGGCGGAGCGCGGCACGCCGCGCCUGAAGAAGCCGCGCCGCAGCCGCACCAUCUUCACCGAGCUGCAGCUCAUGGGCCUGGAGAAGAAGUUCCAGAAGCAGAAGUACCUGUCCACACCCGAUCGGUUAGACCUGGCCCAGUCGCUGGGACUCACACAGCUCCAGGUGAAGACGUGGUACCAAAACAGGCGUAUGAAGUGGAAGAAAAUGGUGCUCAAAGGAGGUCAUGAGGCCCCGACUAAGCCCAAGGGAAGACCUAAGAAGAACUCCAUCCCCACCACGGAAGAAAUAGAGGCCGAAGAGCAAAGGAUGAAGGUGGAGGAAGAGGAUCGGAUGAGGAUGGCGACGAAGGAAGCCGCGCCGGCUGGCGGAGGAGAGCCGUCUCAGCUGGAACCCCAGGAUCUCAGCUCGGCGCCUCGCAGCGCCGCGGCGAUGGAGGAGGCCGAGCGAGAGCUGCCGCUCCGGGUGCCGUCUGAGACGCAUUCGGCCAGUUAAGCAAGAACAAAAUGACAAAAAGACUGACGCCAACCUGAAAACUAAUCGUGCCUCAGGAUCACUGUAAGAAGCCCGUUUGGUGUUAAGAGCCAUUUGCUUUAACAAGUUGCCUGGAAAACGUAUUGCUGGAGUCCAAUCUUUACCUAACGAAGCCUUUUUUUUUUUUAGUUCAUUUUGUAUUAGAAAAUGUACCGCACCAAGAGCUAAAAUGCAAAGACACCGGUAAGCAUUGGGCCUUUAGGACGUGUAUAUUAGCUGCACCCUGUUUAAGGAGUGUAAAUCUGUCAAAUGGAAGGUCAGGUCAGUCACAUCGCUGCCUAACCUCGUGGUGCAACCAUGAGCGAUUAAACUCACCGACGAUCUUCCAAGCUGCCUCACAAAGUGCAUGUGCCAAAAUAUCAAGAUUUGCCUUAAUGUGGUGUCUCUAUGUAUUUAUAUGUGUUGUAAAUCACUUCAACGCCAAAACUAGAUCAUAUUCAACGGCUGCAGUGCCUUGUCGGUCUCAGAGGAAAGCUUUUAAAGUGUUUAUAAAAGAACUAUCAAGUGUAUUUUUUAAUGUCAGUUUUGAUUACAAAUAUUCCAUUUUUGGAGACAGAGUUGUAAAGUUUUAAAGAGCACUUCUAUGUUCAUUGUGGAGGUCCUCUGCACUGCUUUAAGGCGUACAUAUUUCAUGAUUUGGUUAGUAAAGCUUGCAUUUUUUAUUUUUCGAUCUGAAAAGAAAAACAAUAUUUCUGCUACGCCACUGUAACAUACUGUAGAAAUGUGUAUAAAGUUUAAAAUAUAUGGUCUUUCAGAUAUAUAUCAACAGUACGGAGGAGUGAUGUACAGUAUAUACAAUAUAUACAUAUUGAUAUAUAUAUAUUGAUGUAUAUAUAUAUAUACUAUAUAUAGAAAUAUAUAUACAUAUAUACAUAUAUAUAUGUAUAUACAUAUAUAUAUAUAUAUAUAUAUAUAUAUAUAUAUAGGGUGUAAAACAGUAUUUUUAACUGCUGUUUUAAAUUGGAUUAAAAUAGUUUGUAUGUAUAAUGUUACUGCUGUCCCUGAUCUUUUUCCCCCUUCCUUUGGAAUUAGGAGGACUCUACUUUCUGCCACAAGGACACUAAGACUCAGAGUCUGUCAGAGACUCUCAGAGGGUAUAAAUUAUUACCAGUGCCAAAGAUGUACGGCGACUCUUAAAAUAUCAGACCUAUUCAGCCUGCAGACAUUGCAUGAGUACCCCAAACAGUAUUUUAAACUUGCUUUGACAAAACACUGUCUUCUCUUUUCUUUUCUCGUUUUUUUCCCCUCGCAAAGAAUUGUAAUUAAAGAGUUUCACUCUUUGAACUACACAGAUUUAUUUUUGUUUGUUAUUGUUUCAUAUAAAAAGUGCAGUAUUUUUCUGAUGUAAAUAACGUUAUUUUGCUCAAUUCGUUUGGAGUUUUUUUUUUUAAGUUUGUGUACAAUCAUUUUUACUAUAUACAAGUGUGUGUUUACGUAUUUAAAUACACCUAAUAAAACAAACAUCCUUUAAAUUCCA
This is a messenger RNA of Gasterosteus aculeatus aculeatus (three-spined stickleback), 2631 nucleotides long. It is a transcript of the gene barx2, whose product is annotated as BARX homeobox 2. Gene Ontology annotation, molecular function: DNA-binding transcription factor activity, RNA polymerase II-specific; DNA binding. Lineage: Eukaryota; Metazoa; Chordata; Actinopteri; Perciformes; Gasterosteidae. Gene Ontology annotation, biological process: regulation of DNA-templated transcription. The record is from RefSeq and is a predicted model, not a curated record.